Molecule: messenger RNA, 2903 nt
Organism: Microtus oregoni (creeping vole)
Lineage: Eukaryota; Metazoa; Chordata; Mammalia; Rodentia; Cricetidae
Gene: Wfikkn2
Product: WAP, follistatin/kazal, immunoglobulin, kunitz and netrin domain containing 2
Exons: 2
Coding region: 109-1692 (527 amino acids)
Biological process (GO): negative regulation of transforming growth factor beta receptor signaling pathway
Cellular component (GO): extracellular region
Molecular function (GO): transforming growth factor beta binding; serine-type endopeptidase inhibitor activity; receptor antagonist activity
Source: RefSeq, a predicted model, not a curated record
UUCUGGUUCCACUGGGGGCUGCUGUUGCUGCUGCUCCUGGGGGCACCCCUUCGAGGCUUAACAUUGCCACCCAUCCGCUAUUCCCAUGCGGGCAUCUGCCCCAACGACAUGAACCCCAACCUUUGGGUGGAUGCCCAGAGCACCUGCAAGCGAGAGUGUGAAACUGACCAGGAGUGUGAGACCUAUGAGAAGUGCUGCCCCAACGUGUGUGGGACCAAGAGCUGCGUGGCAGCCCGCUACAUGGACGUGAAAGGGAAGAAGGGCCCUAUGGGCAUGCCCAAGGAGGCCACGUGCGACCACUUCAUGUGCCUGCAGCAGGGCUCGGAGUGUGACAUCUGGGACGGGCAGCCCGUGUGCAAGUGCAAAGACCGCUGUGAGAAGGAGCCCAGCUUCACCUGCGCCUCCGACGGCCUCACCUACUACAACCGCUGCUACAUGGAUGCCGAGGCCUGCUCCAAGGGCAUCUCCCUGGCUGUGGUCACCUGCCGCUACCACUUCACCUGGCCCAACACCAGCCCUCCACCGCCGGAGACCACUGCCCAUCCUACCACGGCCUCUCCAGAGACUCUGGGGAUGGACAUGGCAGCCCCAGCCCUGCUCAACCAUCCUGUCCAUCAAUCGGUCACUGUGGGCGAGACUGUGAGCUUCCUCUGUGAUGUGGUGGGCCGGCCGCGGCCCGAGCUCACUUGGGAGAAACAACUGGAGGACAGAGAGAAUGUGGUCAUGAGGCCUAACCACGUGCGUGGCAAUGUGGUGGUCACCAACAUCGCCCAGCUGGUCAUCUACAACGCCCAGCCCCAAGAUGCGGGCAUCUACACCUGUACAGCUCAGAAUGCUGCUGGCGUCCUCAGGGCUGACUUCCCGUUGUCAGUGGUCAGGGGCGGCCAGGCAAGGGCCACCUCAGAGAGCAGUCUCAAUGGCACGGCUUUCCCAGCAACCGAGUGUCUAAAGCCUCCGGACAGUGAGGACUGUGGAGAGGAGCAGACACGCUGGCACUUCGAUGCCCAGGCUAACAACUGCCUCACUUUUACUUUUGGCCACUGCCAUCGCAAUCUCAACCACUUUGAGACCUACGAGGCCUGCAUGCUGGCUUGUAUGAGUGAGCCUCUGGCCACGUGCAGCCUGCCUGCCCUGCAGGGGCCCUGCAAAGCCUACGUACCGCGCUGGGCCUACAACAGCCAGACGGGCUUAUGCCAGUCCUUCGUCUACGGCGGCUGCGAGGGCAACGGCAACAACUUCGAAAGCCGUGAGGCCUGCGAGGAGUCGUGUCCGUUCCCACGGGGUAACCAGCACUGUCGGGCCUGCAAGCCACGGCAGAAACUCGUCACCAGCUUCUGCCGAAGUGAUUUUGUCAUCCUGGGCAGGGUCUCGGAGCUGACUGAGGAGCCCGACUCGGGCCGCGCCCUGGUGACUGUGGAUGAGGUCCUAAAAGAUGAGAAGAUGGGCCUCAAGUUUCUGGGACGGGAGCCGCUGGAAGUCACGCUGCUUCACGUAGACUGGGCCUGCCCUUGCCCCAACGUGACAGUGGGCGAGACCCCGCUCAUCAUCAUGGGGGAGGUGGAGAGUGGCAUGGCCAUUCUGAGACCCGACAGUUUCGUGGGCGCUUCGAGCACACGGCGGGUCAGGAAGCUUCGUGAGGUCGUGCACAAGAAAACCUGCGACGUCCUGAAGGAUUUCCUGGGCUUGCGCUGAGGCUGGCCCAUCUACCCUGACCCUUCUCCACCCACCCACCCCCUGCCCUCAGUCAGCCAAUGGGUGAGAUCAGGUUAGGCAACCAUGGCCAGCGGAGCAAGCUCAGCUAACAUGUGGGAAGAAAUCUACCAUAGGUCUUAAAAACGAUCUCUAGUCUUUGGGUUCGACAGAAGGUCUAUAUCUUUUUUAGCUGGGAGAGAGGUUGGCUGGGGAAGAAAAGACACAUGUAAGUUAUUUCCCAUGAGCGGGCCCUUGAAGUGGUCUCACCCCCCUUUGCUGACCCAUGUCCCUCUGGCCAGUCUCCUAACCAGGGUCAGAAAGAGAGGGCAUCUACACUGUUAAAAGGUUUAACUUGUAUAGGGGGUGUAUGGGGAGAGAGCAGAGAGUUCAAGGGUGCUUAAGACGACUUCCCCACCACCGCCUGCUGCAUCACUGUAAUCAGAGACCACCUCCCACUAAGGAAGCCCCUGUCCAACCCAGGAUAUAACUUUAUCCUGAUGGAGGCUGCAGGGACAGCUGCCUUUGAUGGAGUCAGUUUGUGUCCCUGAGGUCACCACACCAGCCAAAGCCCUGUUUUCCCUCCUCAGUUGCACUGGUUUGUUGGGUUGCUUCUGUUCCUUUCAGCUCAGUUCAGUGGGCACUUCCUGGGUGCCAGGUGCUAGGACCAUAGAGAGUGGCCCUGCUCCCUUGGCAGAGCCAAAACCGCCACGUCCUCAUCCCCCAGGAGCCAGUGGGUGAUUGGCAGCAGUCAGCCACUACCAUCUGAUGGACGGUAUGCUUUUAUAGACCAUGGACUUCCUUGGAGAAGUCCCAGGAUCUGUUUUGGUAGCAAGGGAAAUAAGGAAGACAAAAGGCAGGAGGGGCAGGGGACAGGCCAGGAAUCAGAGCGGAGGCGGGCCCAGAGAGAAGGAAUAUUGCUCGAUGCUGCCAUCUGGUGGUGAAUCUGGAUGUCUACAGGCAUCAGGAGGGAGGAACUAUCUGGGUGGGGUCUGGGAGGGGCCUUUUGGAGAUGGCAGCUCUGAGAUCACUUGUUUCUCCUGGUCCCAGGCACACAAGCACUGGGUAGAGGAUUUGGAACUCCUCUGUCAUCUCUGCACCUCUCCUGUUCCCUCUUCAGCCCUUCAUUCUGUCCACAUCCCUCCAAAGGAGGCAUUGUGGGAUGCCCUAAUGUCUUUUUCAAAUAUAAGGAGGGCGAUACUAAAUAAAAAUUC